Amoebophrya sp. A25 is the source of this 5399-nucleotide messenger RNA. Lineage: Eukaryota; Dinophyceae; Syndiniales; Amoebophryaceae. The record is from the annotation of a GenBank genome assembly.
GUUGUUUCUAUGUAUAGGCAAAUCCAUCUGACAGACUGCAAAGACGUCAAAGUUAUCGUCUUGAGUGCUGCUCUGUCUGCAACUGUAUGAGAAAUUCACUUUUCUGGUCGCCGACUCGUGUUGAGUAUGUUUCAUGGAGAGCCUUCGUAUCUUCUGUGACAAACUGAGUUGAUUGUCAUCCAUGGAGUCUGUAUGAUGCAAAACCAGAAUUUUGAGAGAUCGUGAAUCCCUAAUGUCUAUCUUACACUUUUGACUACGUCUUGCUGGCAUCGUUUUUGGCCCAGUUGUCGUGGGAGAUGGUGAAAUCAUAAUGAUCUUCCAACGACAACUUCAUUAUCCUUCAGCUUGGCUGUUAACAAUUUUCAGAUGCGAUCUUCUGCUGGAUGUCGUCUAGAAAGGUUGACUUGGAUGUGCAUGGGCGAGGCUUCGACAAGAAUGCAAGCGAUCUGCAAAAAGCAUUGCUUGAUAUUUAUCCCUUAUUAGUUUAUUUGACGUCUAAAAAAAAACAGGAUGAACAUGAAUGUUGAACACAAUGCUUUAUAUGGUUUUGUAACUACAAAAACCGACUUUUGUUGGUCGACCCAAAAUAUCAAAAUUUUGGUUUUGAUGCAACUCCAAAACGGUGUGUUGUACUUAAGUUGUAAGCUGGACUUUCAUUUGCCUUGUUCCGUCGUGUAAAGAGAUUAGCGAAAAAUGUUUUUGGUUUAGAAGUUUUUCUUUUGGUAGAUCGAUGACACUUAGAUAAUGUGUGACUUAAAAUUGAUUUUCUGAUUGUUGUCAAGAACAAGACCUAGGAGCACUUCUGUAUAUAUCAUUUUAAUCCGUAUCCGACAUUCUCUUGUUCUGCUUCAUCUGCAACUGCAUCUGCUACUGAGAUAGUUACGUAGUUUUGGAUACAGGAGCAUUUUCAAUUUCGAAUAAGAUGGUCGCGUCUGCGUCGGGUCUAGAUGGCGUCGGGGCCAACUUUGGUCUGAUGAAUGCGCUCCGUACGGGCAACGUUAUUCUGGACAUGCUUAUUUGCAUGCUGAUUCCGGUUGUGUUGGGUUGGAUUUCGUCGGUCGAUCUGAAGAAGCUGGUGCGUCUAUUCCAAGACUAUUUCGUGAGGAAGCCGGACACGCACGUACGCUCGAUUGAGUUCGUCGAGGGACGUCGCCGGCGGUCGUUCCACCUUGUCGGAGAUGGAGGCAACAGUGAGAACGAGGAUCGCAACCACAUUCUGCAAAAAGCGAUUUCGCUGUACAUGCAGGAACGGUACCCAGCUUUCCGGCAAGAGGACAUGGAGUGCAAUUUGAUCAAGUUUCAGCAGAUUGAGGUCAAGCGAGGAGCGGCAGCGAGAGGAUAUUACGAGCGCCGCAUGGAGAUGGAGGAACAAAUGCGAGCCAACAACUUCCAGCAGCUGAAGUCCUUUCGCGUGCAGCUCCUGCCGGCCAAAGAGACCUGGGCCGAGGUUGAGCCCGGGCUCUUCUUUUGGCACUCUACCAAGAAAAAAACCGUAAGCAGCAAAGACGGGGGAGCCAGCACCUCAGGCGAAGGGGCUGAGACUGAGACGCAUAUCACCUACAUCAUUCGUGCGGAAGGCAUGCAUUGCCAGCGACGGGUGGACAAAUUCAUUGAGGACGCCUACGCCUGGUACCUGAAACAGAAGGAGGGCGAAGUGGAUGACACACGUUUUUUCUUUUUAGGCGGACCAGAGGGUGGUGGCUUCGGAGGCGCCGGAUCAUCUAGCUCGAGCAACUCGUCGAAAUUCAAAUUCAAAAAGUACCAGCUUUCCGACAGCGGGAAAACGUUUGGGAACCUUUUUUUCAGAGAAAAAGAAUCGCUACUUCGCCUGGUCGAUGAUUUUGAAGCCAAACGAAGCAAAUUUGCGAUCGACGGUUUUCCGCACAAGCUCGGGCUUUUGCUCGACGGUCCCCCUGGUACCGGGAAGACCAGUUUGAUCAAGGCGCUGGCGGCGUACACGAAGAGGCACGUGGUAAGCGUAAACCUUGCUCAAUUACAAACCAACCAGCAACUGAUGGACCUUAUGUUCGAUCUUGUCUUUCCCGUGGACGGGGAGGACCUGCCGGGUCGUAUGAGCUUUGACAAAAUCAUCUUCGUCAUGGAGGACAUUGACGCGGCGAGCUCAGUGGUGUACAAGCGAGCGGAAAACUUGCCAAACUAUGCCAACCCAAUGGCCGCAGCGAUGGAUAUGGAGCCGGAAGCUGUUGGAAGCAAUAUUCCAGGAGCUGAUGGAGUAGCAACUACUGGAACUGGUAUAGCAGGUACUGGUACGGGAAGUGCAGCAGGUUCUUCGGGGGAACCCUCAUUUCGGAAAGCUAGUAUAGACACAGCUGAUCCCGCCGUGAACGGAUCUUCCAAUGAGAAAACUCCGACCAGUUCUCAAUCAGGCAGUCCCACAGCAGCGUCUACACCACAAAAGGAAACCGGGGUCGGAGGCGGUGUUUCAGGGGACGGGGGGGCGUGCGUGUUGACGGCAAUCGCAGAAGAACAAGAAUCGAAAGAAGGAAGAGACAGUACUGCCGUCGGGUCAGCAAAAGGUCUUAGCGAAAGCGGCCAGUUGGAUGACAACAAAGCGGUUCGAAAUGGCGCCAGUACGGAUACUAUAGGUUUGCCGCAAGGAGCCGGAGACAAGACUAACACUCCUCCUUUUAAGGAGAUGAAAACAGGUGGACUUCAAGUGCCGCUCCCAACUUACGGCAAGGCCCUCAGCCGCACCGCGACCACAGAGAGCGCCUUCAGCACGAGCCACUACAGCAGCGCGUCUUCACUGGCACGACGUGCUAAUCCGGGCAUCGGGGAGGUGGUGAUACUUCUCGAUGGCACUCAUUCAUAUAGCGGAGAGCGAGCAGAAAUCGAGUCCAUCGAAGCUUACCCGAACAACGUGACCAAAUAUGGUUUCCGUCUUUUUCUUUCCAGUGGCAAACGCGCCAUGCAGUGGGGCUGCGUCUUUGUGGAUAACAAGCCGGGUAACCCAACUUCAUUGGAAAAAAUGAUGCGAGUUGUGCGGAAAAAUGAAACCAGCCGUCUGCUACGGCUGGCGAGCUACAAUCAGGGCGAUGCCGGGAUCCUGCUAGAAAAGUUGCAGGAAGACAUGACACCUGUGAAUGUGUCUGGCCGAGAUCCGGAAAAUUCCGCGAACCCGGAUGUAUCUGUAACAGAGGUUCAGUCACCAUCUCAAACGAGGCAGAACAACUUCCUGUCCAAUGCAAACGCAGCUAUCGAGGAAGCUUUUUCUAAACGUUUUGAUGAGGUCGACGAAGAGUUUCCGACUAGCAAGUUAGAUGAACAAGAACAAAGCGAACGAGGUGAUGGAGUACAGGGCAUUGAAAUGGCAACCCAAACUUCUAUCCGCUCAGCAUCUAUCGCCUCGAGCAGCGAUGAGCAGAAGGGAGAUGCAGGUGCUGGAGUGGGUAACCAAAGCGAGCAACCGGUUGUAGAAGCCGGACAAAAACAAGUCUCAUCGGCAAGCAGCGCAGCGUCCUCAGCUGGAGCCGCGUCUACGACGGCGACAAGUAAAACGGCGGCGGAGAAAGGCGCAAAAAGAGUCGCUGCGCUUCAACAGAUGCUGGACAAUGGAAAGAAACAAGGACCCCAAACGGCGGAAGGAAAGACAGCUGCACAAGCUGCAACUCCGACCACGCCUGCAGACAAGGUAGAGGCAAUCGACGACAAAUUGGUCGACGCUUUCAUCAAGGAGCAGAAGAAGGACAGGGAUGCCCAGGAGCGAAGUCUCGACAAACUGAACCUCGCCGGCUUGCUGAACGUGCUGGACGGUGUCGUGGACACGCCUGGUCGGAUUGUCGUGAUGACCUCCAACCACCCAGAAAAGCUGGAUCCUGCGCUGAUUCGCCCAGGUCGCAUCAACAAGCGGAUUCAUCUUGGAUACGUGGAGCUGGGCCCGGCACUCCAGAUGAUUUCGCACUACAUGCAGCUGCCCUUUGAGCAAAUGAACGUUCCCGCACUCAAUACGCAAAUGAAAACAGAUCCUGAAGCAGAGAAACUUCUCGCUGUGGAAAAAAAUUUCGCAGAAAGUGUUGCGAGACUCAGACUCAUCAUUCAGACGCGGACGAGACUCACUCCAGCGAUGCUGGAACAGGUCUGUGCGGAAGCAGCUGGUAUCGAUGAGCUGGCGAAUAUGUUAGAAUUAUUGUGCGAGUAACAAUUGCUCGGUAACAUUUCAACCCGACUACUCGUAAAAUUUGAGGCCAUUCUAGUCGUGGAUAUUACCGAAACUCCAACUACUUAUUUAACUAUAAUUGAAUAUGUGCUUCGUGAAACUUUGGGCACAUUGUCAUUCUGAAUUUCUUUCUCGAGGUCGAGCAGGUAUACUAGGUAGUAUUACUUUGCAGACGGUGUGGGGAUCAAACAACAAUAUCGCAAAACAUGUUUUCUUCGCGAUGAAGUUAUCGAAAAAGAUUUGUUAAAUAGCGUGUCGCCAGUAAUGCCAAAGCCUCAGUUGUAGUUGUGGGAUGGCCACGACAGGAGACAUUUGACGUCGAAAUUUCAUCCUGUUCAUUGCGGAAUCUUGUUCUCUACCUGCGUAGCGAGCGGACGAGGCCUGACUAUCGGUUCUGAAUGUCGAUGUCGCAACAACUGGUUCUUGUAUUAAUGCUCUAUUGCGGAAUGAUCUAGAAGAUGAAGAGAAAAUAUGACUAAGAGGUGAGGUAGGACGGCAACGUGGUUGAGAUCGUCAAUCUACUAGCCAACGCAAGAAGAUCUUCCUGUCGGGCCCGGCGUUAAGAGAAAGAAACGAAACAACGAAGAUACAGUGAAGGAACAGCGAUGUGCUGCGGUAGUAGCGUUUCCAUUGUAGAUGAAUCAACUUUUUCAACUGGUUGUAGUACUUACUUGGUAUUUUUAAGAACUACAAGAAGUAGAAGGCUGCCCUACAUAAAAAGAUGCCGGACACCGAUGGUGUGCUAACCCACGAGGAGGUGAUUGCUGGUUCGCUGGAGGCGCCCGUGGAUUUGGGUACCAACAUUCUCUUCAUUGGGUACGGAACCGGCACCUUCGUCGUUGUGGGCUUCAUCGUUCUCCUUGUCGUCUUCUCAGGGACCGCAUGUCUCAAAUCAAUAGAGAAGAAGAUGGGGGCCAAAAUAGUAGAUUGACGAUGAAUUAUUUCCAGGGCGCGCAGUAUUUCAUUAUUUGAACAUCAAAAGCGCUACCACUACUGCUGCCGCACGUGGUAGCUGCACAUUCAGCUUGACGUUGAUGUCCAAAGCAAGAGUGUUCAAGCACCCUCUACUCAAAUUUGAACGGCUGCAGAUGGAGAUGAUUUUGAUUUUCUUGUUCCUAGUCCUGCUCCUUCACUCUAUGGACGGGAUCGAAAAACCUUAACUGAACAGUGGAACGUGCAGUGAUGAACAUUUUUUUGACGAGGCAUGACAAGGCAAUGCGGU